This is a messenger RNA of Cucumis sativus (cucumber), 1007 nucleotides long. Its product is annotated as protein TIFY 9. Gene Ontology annotation, biological process: regulation of jasmonic acid mediated signaling pathway; regulation of defense response; response to wounding. The record is from RefSeq and is a predicted model, not a curated record. The transcript is spliced from 6 exons. Lineage: Eukaryota; Viridiplantae; Streptophyta; Magnoliopsida; Cucurbitales; Cucurbitaceae. Gene Ontology annotation, cellular component: nucleus. The coding region runs from base 135 to 710 and encodes 191 amino acids.
CUUCCUUCCCCUUCCUCCCGCCUUCAAAUAUUGGACUCUCUCAUUUCUCAUUAUCAAAACCCUUCACUGAUCACUCUCUUUCUCCUUCUCUCACACUUCCAUUUCUUCCUUCCUCCAUACAAAAGAAAAGAACUAUGUCCACUGUUGAACUCGAUUUCUUCGCCAUGGAAAAUCAAUCCUCCUCCACCCCCGCCAACUCCACUCUCUUCCGCCGUCAACGAAGCUUCAAAGACAUUCAGAGCGCCAUUUCCAAAAUCAAUCCGGCCAUUCUCAAAUCUCUCAUCGUCUCUGGCUCUGCCGAUCAUCACUCCGAUUUCACUGUUCCGUUUGCGAUUUCUCCGAAAUUUCGAAGUCCUAAUAGCGAUCGGAAUCUCUCGACAACACUUCCUGUUUAUUCCCCUUCUGAAUCCAGGUUGAGUUCAGAGAUUGGUUCCGAUGAUAAAUAUCCUUUAACAAUUUUUUACAAUGAAACCGUCGCCGUUUUUCACGUUUCUCGUGAUGAGGCCAAAAGCAUUCUGACUUUUGCUGAAAAGAGUAGGAGCAAUAGUAAUGGAAAAAGUGGGGCUGAACAAGAGAAAUCAGUGGCUGAAAUUCCUUCAAAUCAGUACCAACAACUCCUGGACGUUGAUCCUCAAGAUGAGGAUCUUCCAUUGGCAAGGAAAAGGUCACUUCAUAGAUUUUUGGAGAAGCGCAAGGAGAGGAUUAGGUGAGAAGUUAGUACGUAGGAGUGGUAAAGAUUCUUUACUAAAGUGUGCAACGGGACAUCUAACUCUACCAAGCCGCUUGAUUGGACUUGUUUGGAUCAAGAAUGCUCCAAAUAAAUAAAGUGUUUGUUGAUACCUUUCUUAAAACCCUUAUAAAUAGUCACGUAUUUUUAUUGUAUCCAAUAUUAUCAAAAUAAACUCUAACUAAUUUUGGGAAAGAAUCAUUGUUGUUAAUAGGAGGAAAAAUAGAAGAAAGAGAAAAGGGAGAAGAAAACUCUUACUAAAUGGAAAGAGAAAAAAAAA